AUCUCCUUUUCAUAUUAAAUCUCUCCUUCACAAAUAUACAUUAAUCAAGUUCAUUCGUAUCAUUUCUUGUUCAAAAAUUUUUUAUAUAUCAAAAAUCAUACAGUGGUAGUAGAUAACUAGAUAAUUAUAAAAAAAGAUAAAAUAAAAUGGGGACAAUAACGUCAGGACAGUAUGAUGCAUCAUUUAAGAUUUUAUUGAUUGGUGAUUCUGGUGUUGGCAAAAGUAGUCUUCUUGUCAGUUUCAUUUCUGAUGAUGAUUCUUUUCAACAUCUUGCCCCUACAAUUGGUGUUGACUUCAAAAUCAAGCAACUUACAGUUGGUGGAAAAAGAUUAAAACUUACAAUUUGGGACACUGCUGGACAAGAGAGAUUUAGAACAUUGACAAGUUCUUACUACAGGGGUGCCCAAGGGAUUAUUUUAGUGUAUGAUGUUACAAGAAGAGAGACAUUCACAAACCUAUCAGACAUAUGGGCUAAAGAAAUUGACCUUUACUCUACGAAUCAGGAUUGUGUCAAGAUGCUUGUUGGAAAUAAAGUUGACAAGGACACUGAAAGAUUUGUGAGCAGGGAAGAAGGCAUUGCUCUUGCGAAAGAGCUCAAUUGUUUAUUUCUUGAAUGUAGUGCCAGAACUCGGGAAAAUGUACAGCAAUGCUUUGAAGAGCUUGCACUAAAGAUAAUGGAGGUUCCUAGCCUCUUAGAAGAAGGAUCAACUAUGGUAAAGAGAAAUAUAUUGAAGCAAAAACCGGAGACCCAAAGUGCACCUACCAAUAUCUGUUGCUCAUAGAAGACGGCUCAUGUUCUUGAUCGGUCUUGAUGAUUCAAUCUAUUUGCUGACCUUUUUCUCCAUGAAAAACUUCAACGUCCAUGCAAGUCAUUAAGGUAACCAGUUAACAAAGCUAGUUUCGAAGUUGAUAUUAUCCUGUAAGAGUGAUCCCAGAAGGAAAUUAAGCAUCUAAUAUAGUGUUUGUAAAGUUGUCUGUGCUUCUCUAUGUCAAGUAUAACUCAGAAAGAAAUGCUUUAUUUAUUCAAGUGUGUUCUGUAUAUAACUCGGAAAUUUAAAAUGUGCCAUGAGUUUUUUUUUCCCCA
Messenger RNA from Erigeron canadensis, 1084 nucleotides. RefSeq names its product ras-related protein RABC2a-like. Lineage: Eukaryota; Viridiplantae; Streptophyta; Magnoliopsida; Asterales; Asteraceae. The record is from RefSeq and is a predicted model, not a curated record. Bases 147 to 782 code for a protein of 211 amino acids. Gene Ontology annotation, molecular function: GTPase activity; GTP binding. The transcript has 6 exons.